This is a messenger RNA of Talpa occidentalis (Iberian mole), 1255 nucleotides long. It is a transcript of the gene PLAUR, whose product is annotated as plasminogen activator, urokinase receptor. Bases 27 to 1025 code for a protein of 332 amino acids. NCBI's taxonomy places the organism in Eukaryota, Metazoa, Chordata, Mammalia, Eulipotyphla, Talpidae. Gene Ontology annotation, cellular component: plasma membrane. The record is from RefSeq and is a predicted model, not a curated record. The transcript is spliced from 7 exons.
UCUGCGGACAGGAGCCGCUGCCGGACAUGGGCCGCCUGGGGCUGUUGCUGUGGCCGCUGCUGCUGUUGGUUCAGAUCUGCAUUCCGGCCUCCUGGGGCCUGCGCUGCAUGCGGUGUGAGAGGACAGGGUACUGCCUCCAGGAGGAGUGUGCCCCUGGCCUGGAACUCUGCAGGACCACAGUCCUGCGCGUAUGGGAAGGUGAGGACAAGCUGGAGGUGGUGGAGAGAGGCUGUGCCCACCCAGAGAAGACCAAUAGGACCAUGAGCUACCGGACUGGGAUGCAGAUCAUCACCCUGUCAGAGACCGUGUGUGUGUCAGACUUGUGUAAUCAGCCCCACUUAGGCCGGGCACCUACUUUUCCCCGAAGCCGUUACCUUGAAUGUGCUUCCUGUGCCUCAUCAGACAUGAGUUGUGAGAGAGGCCGGGACCAAACCCUACAAUGCCGUAACCCUGGAGAACAAUGCCUGGAGGUGGUGACCCACAGGAGCCUGGAAGGAAGUCUAGCAGAUGAGCAACACUCCCGUGGCUGUGGCUACCUUCCUGGCUGCCCAGGACCCACUGGCUUCCACAACAACCAGACCUUCCACUUCCUGCGUUGCUGCAACACCACCAAAUGUAACGCGGGCACAGUCCUGGAGCUUCAACACCUGCCACUGAAUGACGUCCAGUGUUACAGCUGUGAGGGGAACAGCACCCAUGGAUGUUCAUUGGAAGAGACCUCCCUGAUCACCUGCCAAGGCCCCAUGAAUCAAUGCCUGGAAGCCACAGGCUCUGCUGGGCUGGGGACCCCAGGCUACAUAGUCCGAGGCUGCGCAACCCCCUCAUGGUGCCAAGGCCUCCACGUGGCUGAAGCCUUCAGCCUGACUCAUGUCAACGUCACCUGCUGUACUGGAAAUGGCUGUAACCACCCAGUCAAUGAUGUUCAACCCCGCAUGGGGGGUGCCCCCCGGGCUGCCCCUGCCCACCUCAGCAUCGCCUUCACCCUACUUAUCAUGGUCAGACUAUGGGGAGACACUCUCCUCUGAACCUGAACCCCCAUUCACCCUACCCUGGCUGGAUCCAGAGGACGCCUUUGACCUUCCCUCAUCUCCCAGUCUUGCAGACUUGCUGUGUGACCUCAGGCCAGUGUGCCACCCUCUCUGGGCCUCAGUUUUCCCAGCUUUGCAAACAACUAUCUCACCAACUUUUGAGAACUAAAGGGAAAACCUGGAAAAAGUCUAUGGGCCAGUGGGAGAGCUCUUAUUGUUAAUAUUGU